UCCCAUCCAUGCUUGGCGUUGCUUCACCCCUUCGCCCGCCUUUGUGCCCCGCGGUCAUCCUAAUGCUCUUUCUGCUUCCGAAGUCAGCUUCCGCUCUCACCUUGCAGAACGCCACCAAGUUUCUCCUGAUUAGCCUUGCGAGCUCUUAUGUGAGGUAUCUCUUUCUGUAGCUGCAGUGUUACCCCCUUAGCGUCUUCUCGUUACCGAUAGUCUUCUACACGGAAGCGAUGAAUAUGGCGUCUCGAGCGGCCAUGCGCACCGCCUCGCUGCUUUUGGGGCUGACGUGUCUCUGCCGUCUGAUUACCGCUGAACCGGUGGCGAGCACGAGCCGCGGCAUCUUCUACGCCUUCGCUGACGGCCAGGUGGUGCUAAUUGACCCAACGUUGGGCAGUCCGCUAUCGUCGCUGCGCGCGUUCAAGGGUCCGACCGGCCACGUGCCCUUCCCCAAUAAGUGCCCGGCGCACCCCUUCAGGGGCGAGUGGCGCAGCGUGGCGUUUGGCCCGGCGCAGCGCACGCUGCUGGCCGCCGCGAGCUACGGCACCACGGGCGCGCUUCGCCUGCCGCAACUCACGGACGCGCUGCACGUGUUCGACGCGGUAGCGGCGGACGUCACGGCGCGAGUGUCGCUGAACAGCACGCCAGACAGCGUCUACUUCGUCCCCCUCGCUAACGAGGUGUGGGUGCACUCGUCCGACGUGGCGGACCGCUACUCGUUCUCCAUUCUGUCGGCGCAGCCGCCAUUCGCGGAGGCGCAUCGCGACGGCAUCAACACCCUGCUCCCGGAGGGGCGCGCGCGGCUGCUGCAAUCCCCCAAUCUGGGCACGCGCGCCUUCCUAACCACCUCGGGAUCGGCGGGCGUGUACACAGUCGACCUCGCGCGCCCCUCCACCGCGCCCGCGCUCUUCCUCUCCUUCGCGGAAGCCGCCGCCGUCAACAAGCUCGCCUGCCCCGGCGCGCUCUCCAGCGCGUAUGCGCGCGUGCUGCGCCAAGCCUUCGUCUCCUGCGCGCUUCCCCCGUCCCCCAUUUCCCCUGCGGAUGGCGGAAUCGGGAUCGGCGUGAGCGGAGCGGGCGCGGGCGCAAGCAGGAAGGCGGCGAGCGCAGCGGGGGGACUGAGGGAGGCGGGGAAACUGGCGACGGUGCAGAUCGACGCGCGGACGAACUCGAUCGUGGCCGUCUGGCCGUUCGCUGGCGAGCUGUACAUGGCGCCUGACGAGAGCUUCCUCUUCGUGCUGGAUGCGACAAACAAGGCCAUCCACCUGCUGCAGCUGAGUGCCAUCCAGCCGCCGCCCUCGCAGCCCAACGGGCAGCCGCAGCCCACGCCGCGGCCGCGCCCCAACGCGACGGCGUGGCAGGCGCUGACGUUCAACGUGGACUACACGCCACUGAGAAUGGUGUUCACGCCUAAGCCGCCGCACUACCUGGUGUACAUAAGCGUGGCGGAGGGCGGGGUGAUCGGGCGGUUGGACAUGCAGCAGCUGAUGCAGUGCGGCAGCGGGUGCUCGCAGGGCAACAUGGCGUCCUUCGUGCAGUUCGAGCAGCAGAUGGGCGAGCAUUCCCCCCCAAGAGGCGGCCUUGUGCUAUCGCGGCCGGUGGCAGCAGGAGGGGGCUAUGUGUGCCAGGCGGCAGCAUACGAGCGCAGCAUUGUGUGUCUGGAGGAAGCUACUGGGAAGAAGACCCCCUAUGCCAACAUCAGCGAUGUGCAACACCUGAUAUUUGUCCCUGGUGACUAUACUGGAGCCCCCACCCUAACAGCAUUGGACACCAACCUAGAUUGCGCCACGGUGCCUAGGGACAUCAGUGUUCCGCCUGCUUCGUCUCCUCCCCCCUCUGCACAGCCCAAGGCAGCAAUGAGCAAUCACAUUAUUGGUUUCGCUUGGCAAAUACUAGCGAUGUUAAGCAUUCUAGCUGCUGUUGUUUAGCACUGGUUGUAGUUUAUGCAUAUUUGUGGUAGGAUAAGAAAUCCUAUGUGCUUGUCAUUUCAAUAAUAUGCCGGUAGUCUGGCAUCUUAUGA
Messenger RNA from Closterium sp. NIES-67, 2011 nucleotides. Lineage: Eukaryota; Viridiplantae; Streptophyta; Zygnematophyceae; Desmidiales; Closteriaceae. The record is from the annotation of a GenBank genome assembly.